Penicillium longicatenatum is the source of this 2997-nucleotide messenger RNA. RefSeq lists its product as uncharacterized. The transcript is spliced from 3 exons. The coding region runs from base 1 to 2997 and encodes 998 amino acids. Lineage: Eukaryota; Fungi; Ascomycota; Eurotiomycetes; Eurotiales; Aspergillaceae. The record is from RefSeq and is a predicted model, not a curated record.
AUGCAUGGUGGUCCCUUACUCGGCGGGCUAAUCUUGGUCGCUGAACUGGCCACGGCCACCGACUACGGAACCUUUGAUAACCCGGCCAACAAUGCACGCAUGAAGUUUCGGUACUGGUUGCCAGAUGCUAGUGUGGAUAUUUCAACCGUGCAGAGCGACAUUGAAGCUGCUGGUGCAGUCGGUGCGGGAGCAGUAGAAUUAUUGCCCUUGUAUAAUUACGGAGGAUCUCUUGCAGGACCAACAGUGGGUGCAGAUUGGGCCAAAUACGGAUUUGGUACACCUGCUUUCAAUGAAGUUUUCAAGGCUUCUUUACAAGCCGCCAAAGAUGCAGGCAUGUGUAUGGACUUUGCGCUUGGGCCAAACCAGGGUCAAGGUGUUCCUGCAAAGAAUACCGAUCCCGGCUUGCAUUGGGAUCUUGCACCUUUCAAUGUCAGCAUCCCAAAAAAUGGCUCUUAUCAGGAUCAAAUUCCUGGUUGGGGAACUGGAGAACUGGUUGCGUUGGUCUCUGCUAGGGUUCUAUCGGCUUCGACAAUAACAAACCCCGCUAGUAGUACUUUCUCCACACCCGCGAACAAUGCCACUCGUCUGGUUCUUGCGGCAGACUCACUUCAGCUCCAUACUGAUAAAGUGAGAGAGGAUGGCACAGUAUCUUUGUUAUUUAACGGCACGAAACAUCAAAGCCAUCACUUGUUCGCCUACUUCCAGUACCAGGAUUUGGUGAAGAAUCUGGACAUCGAAAACCACACCACUGGCACAAUCUUCGAUAAUGGGUCCUACACUGUUGACCAUUAUAGCGCUCGCGGCGCAGAGACGACAAAGAAGUUCUGGGAGAAUCAUAUUCUCAAUGAUACUACAAUCAAAACCCUAUUGGGUGAGGUUGGAACUUACGGCUGGGAGGAUAGCAUUGAGAUCAAUUCUAAUAUCUCCUGGACCCCAGAACUUCCGACAAAGUUUGAAAAGCUACACGGUUAUACCAUUCACAAAUUUCUACCAUUGCUCAUGUAUGGGAAUAACAACCCCGGUGUCCAGCCAUCCUACCCAGGAGAUUUAGAAUGUGUCCUGGACAGUCAAGAUAAGGGCGCAGGUUACGUCAAUGAUUUCCGUGCAGCUCUGGCUCAGGGCUAUGGGGAUUAUUUGACUACCUUUACUACCUGGCUGGAAGGCCUUGGACUGGGUUACUCAGCACAAGUCUCCUACAACCUCCCGCUCGACAUGGAGACCAAUAUCGACCGUGUGACAGCUCCCGAGUGUGAAAGUUUGGCAUUCAACGACAACAUCGAUGGAUACAGGCAAUUCUCCGGUGCAGCAAAUGUGGCCCAAAAGACUGUUAUCUCGAAUGAGAUGGGCGCAGAUCUUGAACAGGCCCUGGCCCUUCCACUCGCCCAACUCUUGUGGCAAAUCAACAUUGCCUUCUCAGGGGGCAUCAAUCAGGUUGUUUUGCACGGACAGACCUUCACUGGCGACUACUAUCAGACAACAUGGCCCGGAUAUUUAGCUUUUUUCCUCCUGUUCGCCGAUUCAUAUAUGGACAAGCAGCCCUCAUGGCUGUGGGGCUUGCCAGAUGCCAUUGGCUACAUCAAUCGAAACCAGUUUAUCCUUCACCAAGGAAAACCUCGAGUGGAUGUGGCAAUUUAUAACAAAGUUUCAUACACCGAUCCUCAGCUGGCAACUUUGUAUCAUGGUAGCGACUUGGUCGAUGCCGGCUUCACAUACAAUUAUUUGAACCCUACCAACCUCAAUUUUUCUCAGGCAUAUGUUUCUGGGAACUUACUGGCCCAUGAAUCCCCUGCUUAUCAAGCCCUUGUGGUGCCUUCAUAUGAAAACUUGACAUGGGACGCCAUCUCAAUGAUUCAAGGGUUCGCCGAUUCCGGUCUACCUGUCAUUCUCAGUGAGGACCUGCCAGGCUACUACUACAACGGCAACUGUUCUGAGCAUAUGGCCGUAUACGCGGGUUUGCAAACUUUGAAAAACUCAAGAAAUGUCCACAGAGCUGCAGAUGGUCAGAUAGCGUCCACACUUCAAGCUCUAAACAUUCGUCCACGUGUUCAAACCAUCACGACAAAUAACACAAUUUGGUAUCCAGUCAUGCGUUCAGACAAUGAUACGGACUAUGUCUAUGUAUUCAGCAAGGACACGGCUGACACAGGCUAUCUCAUCGUGAACUCUACCAAGACCCCUUAUAUAUUCAACAGCUGGACUGGUGAAAGAAUGCCUCUACUCAGUUAUCGCCUUGAAGGAAAUACCACCAAGAUUCCUCUCAGUUUGACGGCAAAUCAGACUGUCAUAUUGGCAUUCAACAAUGAAUGGAAAGCAGAGGUGGACACACCUUCCGUGCACGCCACACUGGUUCCCUCGAAUGUGCUAGCCGAGGGUUUAGUUGUGCACGCUACCAAGGGAUCAUCUAGGAGCAGCUAUUCUUUGAAGUUGUCCAAUGGAAAGACAUAUGACAUCUCAACCAAUGCCACUCUUGCCCCAGUCUCCCUGAGUAACUGGACACUUACAGCAGAACAUUGGAAAGCCCCCCAGAAUAUGUCUGACGUUACCACAAUUGCAGACAAGCAUAACACCACACACCAUCUAACAUCCUUAGUAUCUUGGCUCGACAUUCCCGGGCUUCACAAUGCCUCAGGAUUGGGCUAUUACUCUACUCAAUUCUCCUGGCAACCGGUGUCCUCUAGCCAGACGGGCGCUUCCGGUGCAUACCUCUCUCUUCCAGCUAUUGCCCAUGGUCUCAAGUUAUUUGUAAAUGGACAAGCUGUGGAGACUCUUGAUUUCGCCAAUCCAUUGGUUGAUAUCGGUCCUUUUCUGCAUAGUGGAAACAACAAGAUCCUGGCUAUUGUACCGACCUUGAUGUGGAAUUACAUUCGGAGCAUUUAUGAUGAGAUCUUGAUUUCGGGAUCUAAGCCGGACCUCACAACGCUCCCAAGCAAUGUCGAUACGGGACUGAUUGGAGAAGCGAAGAUCAUUCCAUAUACAGAUCUCCGCGUCUCGAUCUGA